This is a messenger RNA of Oryza brachyantha (malo sina), 814 nucleotides long. RefSeq lists its product as uncharacterized. NCBI's taxonomy places the organism in Eukaryota, Viridiplantae, Streptophyta, Magnoliopsida, Poales, Poaceae. Bases 131 to 553 code for a protein of 140 amino acids. The record is from RefSeq and is a predicted model, not a curated record. The transcript has 2 exons.
UCGUCUUCUCCACCCCCACGCCACCGCCACCAACGCGCUCGCCCCCGCGAAACCGCAGCGCUAGGGUUUCCCGGAAAACCCCAACCCUCCUCGAUCCCAUCCCCUCCCCUCCCUCCCGCGCCCGGCGCCGAUGUCGACCCCGGCGGGCGAGAGGCCGGCGCUGAGGAAGCCGGUGUUCACCAAGGUGGACCAGCUCAAGCCGGUCACCAGCGGCCACACCCUCACCGUCCGGGUCGUCAGCGCCACCCCGGUCCCGGGCCGCGCGCGGCCGGGCGUCGCCGCCCCGUCCCGCCCGCCGCGCAUCGCCGAGUGCCUCGUCGGCGACGAGACCGGUGCCAUCGUCUUCACCGCCCGCAACGAGCAAGUUGACUUGUUGAAGCCUGGUGCCACAGUGAUCUUGCGCAAUGCUAAAAUUGACAUGUUUAAAGGCUCGAUGAGGCUUGCGGUGGACAAGUGGGGGCGUAUAGAAGCUACAGAACCAGCCAGCUUUACUGUUAAGGAGGACAACAACUUGUCACUAGUAGAGUAUGAGUUGGUUAACGUGGCUGAGUAAUUGUCGUUGCUUCGCCCCUUUUCCUGCCAUAAAAAGGAAGCACGAUGACUGAGAAUAUUAUGAACCCUUCGCUAAGCAUGUUUAUUUGGUAUGGUGGAUCCAAGAUUGAACCGAGUUUAUCCAUGGUAUGCGUCUACUAAGUGGUGAUUCCCUCUUGUUACUACCUGCUGCUGCCUGUAUUGCUGUGGUGGAACAAGCUCAGCAGGGUGAGAUGCUGCUAAGAGUGCCAGUAAUCAAUGAAACUAAUCGUUGCAAAUCCUA